Salarias fasciatus (jewelled blenny) is the source of this 2535-nucleotide messenger RNA. RefSeq names its product coiled-coil domain containing 57 (gene ccdc57). Bases 2 to 2425 code for a protein of 807 amino acids. The record is from RefSeq and is a predicted model, not a curated record. Gene Ontology annotation, biological process: centriole replication; cilium assembly; microtubule nucleation. The transcript is spliced from 16 exons. Gene Ontology annotation, cellular component: spindle microtubule; centriolar satellite; centriole. NCBI's taxonomy places the organism in Eukaryota, Metazoa, Chordata, Actinopteri, Blenniiformes, Blenniidae.
CAUGGCGAGCGGUCAUGGUUUAAAAGAAGAAACGAGAGAAGGUCCCAGCAUGCAGUUGGAUGGACAGAUGUCCCUGGAGGACGUGCGGCGCGGCCAGCAGCAGUGUGUUGUGGGUAGAGUCCAGGAGGAGGAGGUCUGGGCUCUCAGGAGCCUCCACCAGCAGCUGAGGACCGACUUCCAGUUCAACCUGGAGAUCCUAGACGAGCAGAGCCGGGAUCUGGAGAGCUACGAGGCAGUGCUGGUCCGAGCUGUGAGCCUGGAGCAGCACAGACAGGCGGAGCUGAGCCGGCUCCAGGCGCAGGUCAGCGGUCUGGAGAAGCAGAGGCUCCAGGAGGCGGCGGAGCACCGGUCACAGCUGGACCGGCUCAGGGGUGACUUUCACAGCCAGGUGGAGAAGUUUGAGCACACGAAGCUGAUUCUGCAGCAGAAGAUAAGAAGUAUGGAGGCAGAACUGAAGAGACAGAGAGAGGACAUGAGCAGCGCUGUGGAGGACCGGCUCAGGCGGCAGCGGCAGGACUUCCAGCUGGAGAUGGCCCGGGUGCAGGAGGAGCGGCUGCUUCAGGAGGCGGCGGGCCGCCGCCGGGCCCGGCUCCGGGCUGCAGAGGCUGCAGAGGCGUCCAGGCUGCUCUGCCAGGAGCUGCAGGCUCAGCUGGAGCACAGGGAGCAGCUGCUCCAGGACCAGCGGAACGCCAGCGCCGACACGAAGGAGGAGCUGGAGAACCAGCUGCAGUGGAGGAAGGCCACGGAGGAGGAGGUCAAAGGUCACAUGAAGAAGCAUGCAGAGGAAGUCGGGGCCCUGAGGGAGCGCGAGGCUGGGCUGGAGGCUCGGUGCCAGGCUCUGGCCCAGCAGCUGCAGGGCGAACAGGAACAGGUCCUGGAGCUGCAGAGGAGCACGGAGGCUCUGGCUGCACGUGCACAACGUGCACAGGAAGACCAGCAGAAGGCAGAGGAGACCAUCCGGAGGCUCCGGUCGGAGGCGGAGCGAACCCGGACCGCCUGGGACCGCCACACCCAGAGGGUCUGCUCCGAGACGGUGGCCAGGGACACCCAGACCGUCUCUCUGCAGGAGGAAGCCGCCAAGCUGCGCCGCCAGCUGGAGAGCAGCCGAGAGCUGAGCGAGGGCUACAAGCGCCAGCUGAGCGCCGGUCUGAGGAGAGAGCAGGAGCUGGAGCAGGCCAGAGUCCAGGUGGAGCUGGAGUGGCAGAGGCGCUGCGAGGAUGCCCGGGCGGAGCUCUACCUCGCCAACGAGCAGCUGAUCCAGGACCUGAGCCAGGCCCGAGAGCAGGCUGAAGCAGACCUGAAGGAGAGGGAGGAGGAAGUGAGGGACCUGAACCUCCGGUACCGUUCUGCCCUGGAGGAGCGAGACCGGGCCCUGGAGGGAACCUCGCCGCGUGCAGACGCUCCGGCGGCGGAGCUGGAGCGUCUGCAGGAGCAGAACGCCGCGCUGCGAGCCGUCAUUACCCAGAUGAGCCAGCAGAUGGAGGCCUUUGGCCACCACCUCCACCCGGACGGAGCCCAGGCCUCUGUAGAGCCCUCAGCGGCCGGCCUGACCCCCGCUCCGACCCCCGCUCCGACCCCCGCUCCGACCCCGUCCCAACGACCACUCGGCUCACAGCGUGUACCAGCCGAGCCCGGCCCAGCGGCUAACACUCCUCUGCACCGGCCGGCCUCCAGCCGGGGGUCUGGAGGGGGGUCUGGUGGGACUGAAGACCUCCAUCGGGCCGGGAGCAGCGCCCCUCCUCCGGCCUCCAGCCGGGGGUCUGGAGGGGGGUCUGGUGGGACUGCAGACCCCCGUGGGGCGGGCGGCGGCUCCUCUCGGCUGCACAGCAGGCUGAAGCAGGCGGCCGGCUGCAUCGCCCGUCUGAGCAGAGAGAAGCAGCAGCUGAUCGAGAUGGGCAACCGGCUCCGGGCCCACAUCAGCUCCGGAGAGGCCCCGGACGCAGUGAAGCCAGAGAAGCCAGAGAAGCCAGAGAAGCCAGAGAAGCCAGCCCCCCUGCAGCCGCAGGGCCUGUUUCUGCUGGAGCAGCUGCAGCACCGCCUCACCUCCCAGGAGCUGCAGUUUGCUGUGAAGCGCAGUGCUGUCCCUGCUGCUGGACAGGUCCUCCCAGAGCCCGGCCAGGACAGUCCCCCCACCAGCCGGUCCCCCCGACCCCCCACCGCCCAGACCCGCCGUCACAGUGAGGACGGCGGUCCGUCCCCAGGCGGGUCCCUGCAGUCCCUGAAGGCGCUGUGGGACCUGCUGGACGCUGGACUCCGCCUCUCAGAAGGAGACAGCGAGCCGGGGACGGAGCCGGGGGGGCGGGGCAGACGGCCGCCGCCGGAGGUCCAGCAGCAGAGGAACCCGUCCCACCCUCCACCCAACAGCAGGCAGCAGACCGCCGCCCGCAGGAGGAGCAGGGUCCGGAACUACAGCGUGAAGGACUGACGCUGGACGCCCGGCCAGCUGGACGUCCCCGUGUCAGAACGGGGAUACGUCCUACUGUGUCAUUUUCAAAAACUGGAAGAUUCAUGAGUUCUUAAAAACCAGCAGUGGAA